ACUCAAACAUGUUGCAACACUGAAGCCAGAGUGGAACGUUUGACUCGUGUCACAUUUUCUACACGAGCACUUUAGCGACGCACCAGCGCGUAGUGCCUGUCGAAAUGGAAGUGAAAAAUGCAAACGCUGCUAUGCUCAGUAACUAUGAGGUGUUCAAACUCCUGACAGACCUGAAGGAACAGAGGAAGGACAGCGGGAAGAACAAACACAGCGCCGGGCAGCAGAACCUCAACACCAUCAUGUAUGAGACACUGAAGUACCUGUCGAAGACGCCCAGCAGCCGGCAGACCCCAGAGAUCGUCAAAGAGUUCCUCACCGCCAUGAUGCCUCACAAACUCACAAAGGCAGAAAAAUUGCAGCUUUUGAACCAUCGGCCGCAGACAGCAGUGGAAAUUCAGCUAAUGGUGGAGGAGAGUGAGGAGCGGCUAUCAGAGGAGCAGAUCGAGGAGCUCAUACAGAUGGUUGCAAACGUCCUACCUGGUGACCCGGAGCAGGAGAACGCUGCUCCAGCAGAGGCAGAGAUGGAACAGUCAUGACACAGACACCACCUGGAGGUGGAGAACUGGAGUAAAGGCUUGUACUACGACAGAACUGGACUGGUUGCUAUAACCUGUAUAAUUUCAAAUGGCUCAUUAAAUGAUUCACAUUAAGGUAAAUAAAUGGUUUAGUGUUUACCUCAAUACAACCAUAUCGUAUACAGCUGUCCAUUUGUAUGUUUUUUGACAGUCAUUUGCACACGGCUUGUUUUGCCCCCUGCUGGUCUAAUUUAUAUUUCACAUCAGAUUUGUUUUGGAGAUACACUCUAAUUGGUUUUAUUAGAGAUAUGUCAUGAAAAAAGAGAGCAGACGUUAUGGACCAAGUGUUUGUGAUCUCCUAACAAGGAUGCAAUAAUUUUGAAAGACAAUAUAUUCCAUCUGUAAUAAAAAGAACAGCUGAAAUAUGUCUGCAUUACUUUUCCCACUUGAGAUGACGUGUUCAGAAGGCCCCCCAAACGUUGGUUAUUAUGGCACCUAAAUGUUGAUGGAUCAGUGGUGACACGAGACGGACUGUGAUAAACUAGUGCCAAAUGAGAACUGUAAUCUAAAACCCAUUUCUAUGUCAGACGAUGGUGGUGUCACCCCCAAAGUGUCCUUUCCUUGCGUCAACCAGGUCUCUGAGCAACACUGUUGAUAGAAAAGGAACAAACCCCUCAACAAUAGUCUAUCUUUCUCUGCAGGGAUGUUUUAAGACUCAGAGGAAGGAAGUCCUAGUUAGACUUGUGAACAUAUCUGUUUUGAGUUUCCUGUUGGUGCCUCAUUUCAGUUUCCUGUCCCCACUAACCACCUUACUGAGGCAAGAUACAGAGACGGACUGCUGUCGGGACAAGUUUGUAUCAGCAACAACCAGGAGCCCCGGGCGGGUCCCAAGUAUAUUUAGGACACACCUCUGAAACCACAUGGAAGGGGUUCAGUGCCUGCCGGUCUCUUUUGCCUAUGCUUAUCAACCCAUUCACCGCCUCAAGCCUUUAGGAAAAAUUCCAUUCAAUCUUAACUGAAUGUACGUAAAUAUAUGGCUGGUUUUGGGGAAUCUUUCAUAAUCUGGCGAGGACGUCAUUAGUGUGUAUGUUGCGGACAGGUCUCAAUGUAUUAAAAAGAUUAAUUGCAGUCUAAAGUUUGUAAUUGUUGCCAACUUUAUUCCCAAGAACUAUCAAAGCCAGCAAGUGUCCAGGGGACUAAAAACCUCAGGGGCCCUAAAAGCUCAAAGUUUACUAAAUGACUGCAUGGUGUGUGCUAAUUUAUUUCAUUUUAAAUCAGUUUGGAAAUAUACAGUAGUCAAUAAAAUUUGUCAUU
Messenger RNA from Pungitius pungitius (ninespine stickleback), 1829 nucleotides. RefSeq names its product calcitonin gene-related peptide-receptor component protein (gene crcp). Gene Ontology annotation, cellular component: RNA polymerase III complex. Gene Ontology annotation, biological process: transcription initiation at RNA polymerase III promoter. Lineage: Eukaryota; Metazoa; Chordata; Actinopteri; Perciformes; Gasterosteidae. Bases 105 to 536 code for a protein of 143 amino acids. Gene Ontology annotation, molecular function: nucleotide binding. The record is from RefSeq and is a predicted model, not a curated record. The transcript has 6 exons.